UGUCAGAAUCAGACAACAUAAAAAAAACAACCUUUUUCUGUGUCUUUCACUUCAUGCAACAAACAACUAUGUCUCCUUAUUUUCUCUCAUCAAACCUCAACAUGCACAAUCUCUAUGUCUCACCUUCUUCUUCAACCUUACAUCUUUCAAACCACAUAACCAAACCAAAAUUUCACCCUUUUCAAAAUUCUCAUUCUCACAAUUUUUCUUCUUCACCACUUAGACUCACCAUUGAUGGAUUUGCAUGUCCAUCUUCUUCUUUCUUCCAAACUGUUGGAAAAUCUUCACCUUUCUUCAUUUCAAAUCCAAAAAUGGAUUCUUUUAGAGUCUUUGCUGCUUCUUCUGUACCUGAGGCACAGAGUGAUGAAGGGAAACAAACUUCUGGGCUUGUUCAGUCUCUUCAGCUUGGUUUCAUGUUUGCUACUUGGUAUCUCUUGAAUAUUUACUUCAACAUUUACAACAAACAGGUUCUAAAAGUCUAUCCAUUUCCAGCAACAGUUACAGUAUUUCAAUUUGGCUUUGCUUCGUUGGUGAGCAAUUUGAUAUGGACUUUGAAUCUUCAUCCCAGACCAAAAAUUAGUAGAUCACAGCUUACGGCAAUCCUUCCACUUGCCGUGGCUCAUACAUUAGGGAACCUUUUGACGAACAUUAGUCUUGGCAAGGUUGCCGUAUCUUUCACUCACACCAUCAAAUCUAUGGAACCUUUCUUCACUGUUGUACUUUCAUCCCUUCUUCUGGGUGAGAUGCCUACUUUAUGGGUGGUUUCUUCUCUUCUACCUAUAGUUGGGGGAGUGGCAUUGGCAUCGAUGACUGAAGUCUCUUUCAAUUGGAUUGGAUUCGGCACUGCAAUGGCAUCCAACCUUACGAAUCAAUCGCGGAAUGUUUUGAGCAAAAAACUAAUGGCUAAUGAAGAGGAAGCUUUGGACAAUAUCAAUCUCUACUCGGUUAUAACCAUCAUUUCAUUUUUCUUGUUGGUACCGUAUGCUAUAUUUUCGGAGGGUGUUAAGUUUACUCCUUCAUACCUGCAAACUGCGGCAAGCCAAGGAUUGAAUGUUCGAGAGCUAUGUAUAAGAUCCGUUUUGGCUGCCUUCUGCUUCCAUGCAUACCAGCAGGUUUCAUAUGGGAUAUUAGAGAAAGUGUCACCUGUGACACACUCAGUCGGAAAUUGCGUUAAGCGUGUCGUUGUCAUCGUCUCUUCUGUUAUCUUCUUCCAAACUCCUGUCUCACCUAUCAAUGCCCUUGGAACUGCUAUUGCACUUGUUGGAGUUUUCUUGUAUUCAAGGGCAAAGAGGAUUAAGCCAAUGCCAAAAACAAAGGAAGCAUAGUUAACUCUUUCAAAAGAAUGAGGAAAAGAGAGAGAUAGAGAGAGGGAAAAGUAAAUACUUCAGAAAUAAAAUAACCAACUCAUCCAUCAAGUUUUUUUUUCUUUUUUUGUUGGGUGAGGGGUUGGAUCUCAAUAUUAGGAGUAUGUUCUUUUUGAGGUUACUUUAUGAUCAAAUCUUGGUAACUAAUCACUUAGAAUACUAUUACAGAUAUUAAAAUUUGCCAAGAAAUGUCUUUAAAUUGGUUUUUCUUGUAUAGAUAUAUGCUUCUUCA
This is a messenger RNA of Medicago truncatula (barrel medic), 1596 nucleotides long. RefSeq names its product phosphoenolpyruvate/phosphate translocator 2, chloroplastic. Gene Ontology annotation, cellular component: membrane. Gene Ontology annotation, molecular function: transmembrane transporter activity. Bases 54 to 1325 code for a protein of 423 amino acids. Gene Ontology annotation, biological process: transmembrane transport. Lineage: Eukaryota; Viridiplantae; Streptophyta; Magnoliopsida; Fabales; Fabaceae. The record is from RefSeq and is a predicted model, not a curated record. The transcript is spliced from 9 exons.